GCUGCAGAACUUCGAGCUUACCUGAAAUCCAAAGGAGCAGAAAUCUCUGAAGAAAACGCUGAAGGUGGACUUCAUGUUGACUUGACACAGAUUAUUGAAGUUUGUGAUGUGUGCCUGAAAGAGGAUGACAAAGAUGUUGAGAGCGUAAUGAACAGUGUAGUCUCUUUGCUUCUUAUCCUGGAACCUGACAAACAAGAAGCGCUGAUUGAAAACCUGUGUGAGAAGUUAGUAAAAUUUCGGGAAGGGGAGCGCCCAUCUCUUAGAUUGCAGCUGCUGAGCAAUCUUUUCCAUGGUAUGGAUAAGAACACUCCUGUGAGAUACACAGUGUACUGCAGCCUUCUUAAAGUGGCCUCAUCGUGUGGUGCCAUCCAGUACAUUCCAACUGAACUAGAUCAGGUCCGAAAAUGGAUUUCUGACUGGAAUCUCGGCACAGAGAAAAAGCAUACUCUUCUGAGACUGCUGUAUGAUGUCCUAGUAGACUGCAAAAAAAGUGACACUGCAGCAAAAGUAAUGGUGGAACUACUGGGAAGUUACACAGAGGACAAUGCUUCCCAGGCUAGAGUUGAUGCUCACAGAUGUAUUGUACGAGCAUUGAAGGACCCAAAUACCUUUCUCUUUGAUCAUCUUCUUGCCUUAAAACCAGUCAAAUUUUUGGAAGGAGAACUUAUUCAUGAUCUUUUGACAAUUUUUGUAAGUGCUAAACUAGCAUCCUAUGUCAAGUUUUAUCAGAACAACAAGGACUUCAUUGACUCCCUUGGCUUGUUGCACGAACACAAUAUGGCAAAAAUGAGGCUACUUACUUUCAUGGGAAUGGCUGUAGAGAAUAAAGAAAUCUCAUUUGACACAAUGCAACAAGAACUUCAGAUUGGAGCUGAUGAUGUAGAAGCAUUUGUUAUUGAUGCCGUAAAGACAAAGAUGGUAUACUGCAAAAUAGAUCAGACACAGAGGAAAGUAGUUGUCAGUCACAGCACACAUCGGACUUUUGGAAAGCAGCAAUGGCAGCAAUUGUAUGACACUCUAAACACCUGGAAACAAAAUUUGAAUCAAGUGAAAAACAGUCUCCUCAGUCUCUCAGACACUUAACAUUUUUUUUUGACCUAGUGAUGUCGCUGUAGGUGAAAUUUAUUCAAAACUUUGACAAUUUGUGAAUGUCUCCAAAAUGUAUGCAAUUGGUUUAAAGAUGCUAAAUACUCUAAAUUGCAACACAAAAAAGGCAAUAAAGCUAACAUGGGAAAAU
Messenger RNA from Tauraco erythrolophus (red-crested turaco), 1237 nucleotides. The record is from RefSeq and is a predicted model, not a curated record. Lineage: Eukaryota; Metazoa; Chordata; Aves; Musophagiformes; Musophagidae.